AUUUAAAUUUUACAUCCCAUAGACAGCACGUCAACACAUUAAAAAAAAUCUAUAUAAUCCCUCGCUCAACCACAACUCAAGCCCCCCAGGCCUCCCUGGACAGUCACCCUAAGAGGUAUAAUCACUAUAACUACAACAGAAGCUACAUCAAGCGACGACCGCACAACACCCCCAAGGGAGUGGGCUUGACACCCUCUGGUCCACUUUCCCCACCAACUGAACAAGACCACCACACAUUCCUCGCCACUCACAACAAUAAUAACCAGCAGCCUCCGGGCACCACCACACACACCACAUCUCUCCCCUCAUACCUAAACCCAGGCACACUUCCGCCCAUACAACACCUGGCACAUUCUAG
This is a messenger RNA of Pelobates cultripes (western spadefoot toad), 358 nucleotides long. The record is from the annotation of a GenBank genome assembly. NCBI's taxonomy places the organism in Eukaryota, Metazoa, Chordata, Amphibia, Anura, Pelobatidae.